AUGUCGCAGUCUACCGGUCAUCCCAAUUCCACCAUUGGACCUAUGGUUCGAUUGCGAGGACUGCCUUAUUCUGCUUUGCCGUUGGGUGGCAUAGGCAUUCAUCCAGACGGAACAGAAGAGAAGUUGAAUACUAAUACACAAAUACAUCCUACACGGGGUGCGGAGGCGUUCAUCACAGAUGUUCUGAGGGAAUCAAGUUUAUUCAUCGAUGGCAUGGGGUUGGAUGAUAGUUGGGACCUUGACAAACGUUCGACUACUCUCUUCGGUAAGAAGCGCAUUCUGUUCCUUAAGCGCGUCAUUCCUGCCAGGGAUAUCAACAGAAGGAGAGUGUACAGUCAGCUUCCGCUAGUAGAUAAUAAGGAGGUCUGGUAUGCUAGAAGAAGUUUUCAUGAUAAUCAGGAUACACGAGGUUCAGCUACUUGGGACCAAGUUACUGUAGACAUCAAAGAGAAUCAUGCCCUUACAGAGGAGGCGGUUUCGGACGAUGUGACCGCUAAACAAUGCAUGCGCUGGAAUACGAACAACCUCAUUGUUGACAGUGGUGGUGAACAAUGGAACAAUAUCACAAUGGCUGUCGUGGAAAUGAGGCAUAAAAUGCCCGUGAUAAUAAAUAAGCGGACGUUCCCUGUGGUAUUGAUCACUGCGUCGCCGGGCAGCUCUAACGGAAAUGAGUUCCUAGUUAUCUCAAUACCUAUAAUCGAUUUCGAGACAACCACGUGGGCCCAAUUAUCAAAAGAAAAGAAACAAGUUGUUGCGGCCUAUGCAGCCAUCGAACAGUUUCGUAUUCUCCCUCAGGGAGAAAUAGAGUGGACAAUGGCUACUACUGUAGUGUCGCUCGCAUCUUGA
Molecule: messenger RNA, 846 nt
Organism: Sclerotinia sclerotiorum 1980 UF-70
Lineage: Eukaryota; Fungi; Ascomycota; Leotiomycetes; Helotiales; Sclerotiniaceae
Exons: 2
Coding region: 1-846 (281 amino acids)
Source: RefSeq, a predicted model, not a curated record